Molecule: messenger RNA, 6222 nt
Organism: Mytilus trossulus (common blue mussel)
Lineage: Eukaryota; Metazoa; Mollusca; Bivalvia; Mytilida; Mytilidae
Product: TRPL translocation defect protein 14-like
Exons: 12
Coding region: 29-1309 (426 amino acids)
Molecular function (GO): phosphatidylinositol binding; GTP binding; phosphatidic acid binding
Source: RefSeq, a predicted model, not a curated record
GUAAAAUACAGUUCUGAAAUUAUUGUUGAUGUUUCGAUAUUCCUGUCGUCUACUAUCAAAUGUGUGUCAACAUCAAUUACAGCUGACAAAGGGUUUCCAGGAGGCUGCAAUAAUGUCUCAAGACAUCGGACAUAAUAAAAACAAAGUCUACAAAGUGGUGUUAACUGGAGGUCCUUGUGGAGGCAAAACAACCGGCCAGGCCAGACUUAGUACAUUCUUUGAAAGUUUAGGAUGGAAGGUUUACAGAGCUCCAGAAACAGCUUUGGUUUUAAUGAGUGGUGGUGUCAAGUUUACAAAUCUGUCUAAAUUAGAGGCAUACAAAUUCCAAGAAAAUUUAAUCAGGACCAUGAAACAGAUAGAAGACACAUAUUUUGAACUUGCCAACACAUGUCCACAGAAUUGUUUAGUGAUCUGUGAUAGAGGGAUAAUGGACGCCUCAGCGUAUUUACCAACAGAAGACUGGGAGCAGAUGAAAGCUGACAACAAUUGGAAUGAGAUCCAGUUAAGAGAUAAUAGAUACAAUCAAGUUAUCCACAUGGUAUCGGCAGCACGAGGGGCAGAGAUGUUUUACACUGUAGCUGGUCAUCAGACUAGACACGAGAGUAUAAACCAAGCAAUAGAACUAGACCAAAUCACAGCUGGGGCAUGGGUAGGACAUCCGUAUUAUGAUGUGAUAGACAAUACGACUGGAUUUGAAGGCAAAGUAAUGAGAAUGAUUUCAGCUGUAUGUAAUAGAUUGGGUAUAGAUACCGGUGAUAGACUCAGUACCAACAGUAAAAAGAGGAAGUUCCUUGUCACUGGUGUACUGGAUUGGACUAUAUUCCCUCCCCAUCAGAAGUUUAUGGUAACCCAUGACUAUCUUGUCACACCUAGUCGUAAAAUGCAGGCCAGAAUACGCAAGCGGGGACAAAAUGGUCAAUGGACAUAUACACAUACUAUCCGCAGGCCGGAGAUUAAUGAAGAAAGUGUAGAACUCAGGAUGGCCAUUAAUAGUAGAGAUUACGAGAUUUUAUUAGCCCAAAGAGAUUAUAGACAUUACUCCAUUUACAAGAAAAGGACCUGCUUCCUGUGGAACAACCAUUAUUUCCAUCUAGAUGAGUAUGAAGAUCCAUGCCCUCCAGGGUGUAAAGGAUUGAUCCUUCUAGAAACAUACACAACCCUCGAAGGAGAUGACUUAAAAGUUCCAGAUUUUCUACAGAUCGAACAAGAAGUGACUGGAAAUUCCAAAUAUUCCAUGUUUAAUUUAUCAAUAAAAGAAGAAAUGGACCGAACCAAAAGUGAUGCUUCUAUCGAUAGUAGAGAUGUGUAAAAUCCUUAGAUUUUCUUCGUAUAUUUUUAAUCAUCUUGUCAAUGUUCAGGUGCUCAAAUCAACAUAUGUUUUAAAUUGGUUUUGUUCUGUUAUGUCCAGGUGUUUUAACAAAAUGGACAUAAAAGAUUGUUCAAGUUGUAAGAUAAGACCAAAUCUAGGAAUAUAUUUCUACCAAAUUUUUGUUAAGUUUAAAUUUGUUCAUUCCCAAACAGUUCAGAAGAAAAAAGUACAGGCCAAUUUGGUUCCCUCCAAAACUAUACCUCUUCCUUCCAAUGCUUUUGUUCUUUGGGUUUCUCAAUCUUUUUGUGUUUUGAAACUACCUUAUUAAGGAUGUUUGCUGCUCAGUUUCAAAAUAAAUAACUUUCCAUAAAACCAGUAUAUAUUGAUAGGGGAUUAAUUGAGGAAUCAAAAAAGUUAAAAAAAAUAUAGGGGUCAAUGUGCUUGUUUUCGAGAUAUUAGCCAUUGAAAUUUUGGCGGGAACAUGUUCUCUCUUGACUUUUCAUAGCUUUAUCAUUGACCAUUUAAAAAUGGCAAAAACUGUCAAAAAAUAAAUAAGAUUUUAUAAGACUUUUACAAAUGGCUUAUAAUCAUACAUGUAAAAGAUUCAUAAAAAGAAAAAUGGGGGUUCAUGGGCAAUUUGUUUUAAGGCAUUUAAAUGGAUAAAACCAGAGGAUUUCGAAAAUCUGACAAAAAUUACAAAACAUGACAAGCAAACAUCCUUAAGGGCUUUACCAUUAAAAUGGAGGAUUUGUUCAAUGUUUUAUUAUUAUUUUAAUGUCCCUGCCCUACUGGAUUAUCUUGUAAACCGGAAGAUUGUAUGACAGAUUUGUACAUGAAUGUUUAAGAAUGAACCAGGACUCUUUGUUUUUCAUAUGGUGCAAUUUAUUUUGCAUUUGAUCAGGGUUUGAAAUUAGCAGGGUUCCCACUAGCCAAUGACUCUUUAAAUUUGGUGUGUGCUACUAAAAUUUAUGUUUUUCUUGUAUAAAACUAUAUAUAUUGAUUUCAAAAAUUUAACUUCAAUGAUGCUUUGUUAUUACAAUUUCCUAAUAAGCAGAUAUAUAAGCUGAGUCUGAUAGAAAUCGACCUUAUGCAAGUGCACAUUUAUGUGUGCAUGUAUACAAAUUAGAUUCGUUUGAGGAACAUUCAACAUGUUCAAAUAGGAAAUAAAAGUGUUUUAUAGAGUUCUUAACACAAAUCAAUUUUAAAACUGUUACAGACCUUUGAUAGAGAUUUUAUUUCAAGCCAAAAUAUGAUAACAGGUAGAUUGAUUUACACUUGCAUAAGGUCGAUGUUCUAUCUGGCAGAACCCAAAUGUUUACAGAAUUUCCUCCAUAAACAGUCAGGAAUGAGCAUUUGAACAAGUAGCAUUCAUAUGUCAGUAUUUUAAUUUUGUGUUACAUGUAUCCCUUAGACUCUGUUAUUAUUGUGUUGUUUUGACACAUGAUACACUUUGUUACAUACACAUUCAUACAACAGUUGUUAUAGAAUUAUUUCUUGUUGAAUUUUUCAUAAAUUUAUUUUUUGGCAAACUGUUUGCUGCAUAAAUGAAAUUAUGUAUAGAUUGAUUUUAGUGUCAAUAUGCUCUUUUGAAAUUCUAGUAUUAAUCCAUUUUCUUUAAAUUUAAUGAUGCAUUUGUAGAAGGCCAAAAAAUAUCCUAUUAAUGUAGGGAAUAUCAAUUAACAAAAGAUAGAUAGUUAUUUUUAUAUGCCUCCAAGAUUCAAAUAGGAAAAACAAAAAAUUGGGAAAAACCUAUGUUGGUAUUAUCGGAAGGUUUACCUUUUCCAACAAAAUAAGGAGGGAAAAGAGCCCAACAAUUAAAGUUGGCAUUUUGUUAACCAAGAGAAAACUAUAAGGUAAGCAAGCAAUUGUUUUCAUUGUUUUUGUCUAAUUUUAUAUUGUGGGAACUGAAGUCACAUGUUGUUUAUUUAUAACUUUUUUAUUUACAUUUUCAUCAUUUGCUGCUGUUGAAUUGUUUUCUGCUUCAUUUUUGUGCUUGAAUUUUUUAUUCAUUUAUUUCACAUUAUAAGACAAGUCUUCACAUAUCAUAACUAUGAAAGAGUCUCAAAUCAGUCAAUUUUCAUAUCAUUAUUAAAAUGUUUAGAUUUCAUUUCAAAGUUAUAUAAUUUUAAUUUUUAUUAACCUGGCAGAGUUGCUUUAUCUUGACAGGAAUAAGGAAAUAUAAAAUUGAUAAGUUUGAGGGGAUGAGUCAUCCCAAAUUCCAGAUGUUAAAGUAUUGUUACCUGGAUUAAUCAUUACUUCCCGAGUUCGAUAGGUGUAAAUCCCUAAUUCCCACACAAAAAAAAGUCAAUCUCGACAACCCAAAAUGUCAUCCUGCUUCUCAAAAUUGACAGCUACCUCUACAAUUCCGUUCCAAAAACCUUAUAUUAAAAGAGAUUCUUCAUCCUAGUCAUCUAUUGUCAAUUUUAUUACAAUGUCCUUAGUAACAUCCCGGUGUAGAACAUUUUAUUUAAAGUAGAUUUAUGGAAGCUAUCACUUAUUUAAUCAGAUUCUACCAAUUGCUGUAACAUUUAAUGUAAUUUUUAUAAGGAACUGCAAAAUUUUGAUUCUUAUUGUACAAUGAAUUUCACAUUCUACAUAAACUAGGUUUCUGUGUGCAUUCAACCAUUCAUGCAAUUUCAAAGUGCUUUUCCUAAGUAUUAUGUACUGAGUAAUCAGACAGCCCCUUAAUAUAUAAUGUUUCUAAGGCAGCCUUAUUUGUUAUGGAUAGUAACUUUUAAUAGUUUUGUGUAUCACUUACAUUCUAUUGAAAUAUGAAUUGUACUGGAUUGUAUGUAUGUUUUUUAUUGACUGAAAUCUCCAAUUGUGUUAUGAUCCUUAGUUUAUUAAUCUUUUUAAAGGAUUUGAUAAGUGCCACUAUUUGACACCUGUUUUUCCUCUUUUAGCGAUUUUAUACCAAAAUUACCGAGCUAGAUAUACACGUCUUACAUUUACCAAUAGCAGGCAUGAGAAUAUAUUGUUGAAUAUUUCAGUCACUAGUUAUGUUCCUUUAUAAUGCUUCAUGCAAGCAGGGGCAUCAUCAUCUGUCUGAUGAAAACAUUCUCCAUUUAUUUGAAUAUCAAUUUGAUUCGCCAAUCAUAUUAUAAAGAAAGAUAAAAAAGUUACUAUAUAUUUUAUCAAAAUGUGCAUGGCAGUUUUGUAUUUGAUCUGAAAACGUUUUUUAAAGAGGCAUUAUCUUUGCAUGAAAUUAUUUUAAUGUUUGUUACAAGUGUAUUUUGAUUUUUCCCAGAAUAUCUCCUGAAUGAAUUUCAUAUCUAAUUUAAUAGAAUAAUUGUAAGAUAUAUUUGUAUAUAUAUAUGUGAAUCAACAUAAUUUAUUACCAUAGUGUUCAUGUAUAUAAAAUACUCCACAAAACACACACUGUAAAUUCAGAAUAAAAAUGAUGUCAUAUAUUUUUGGAAAUCUUUGGCUACAGACAAUAAUUUGAAAUGGAUUAAUGGCAAACCUUAAAAGGCUGUCUAAUGAAAUAGUAUUACCAAAAUACAGAUUUCAAGCUUUAUAAUUUUGUAGUUCAUAUUUCUUGCAAUAAUGAAAACAACAUCACAUAAUUUCUGAAUUUACAGUUAAUUUCAUUUCAGUAUCUGCUGAUGUUGUGUUUAAGUUUAUGGAUUGUAUAUGUUACCACCAAAGUAACUGUAGACUUGCCAAAUCUUAAUCAUAAUUUUAUAAAGUCUGGAGUAUUGUUUACUCGCAAGAAAAAUUGUGAAGUAUUUUAUUACCAAAGUAGAAUUUUUUAAAGUUGCUAUUAAGGCCCCUUAAGUGUAAAUGUUCACAUUUUGUAUUUGGUUUUCAUAAACAAUCACUUAGAUAACCCUUAUGUUUGACUAUUGUCAGAAAUAAAACUAUCAGAAACCUAUUGGUUUAUAUGUAGGAGAAACUUGAAACAUUAUAUUUCAUUUAACCUGUGAACAUCAUAAUUGUAAUUGAAUUUGUCUUUGCAUGCAGCAUUUAUACAUGCUUAGGUAAAUAGACAUUUGACAAAUUAAAUAUGUGAUCUGCAGAUACAUUAUGAAAUUGACUUUCGUCUCAAAAGCUACUGAGGGUGUAGAAAUUAUUUUAUUCAAUACAUUUUAUUUACCAAAGGAUUGAAUUAAAACUGAAUUUUGAAAUAAAUUUGUAUUACUGUCCGUCCAGACAAAGUGAAAUCUCUGAAGUAUUUUGUGUAUCUCAUUUACGUUGAAUUUUAAAAUAACAACGCUCAAUUCUAUUUUCUGUUUUGGAAAUUAUUAUAUUAUCCGAUUAAAUUCCUUCCUGCAAAUUGUUUAAGGUGUGAACCAUUGUUAAAGGUCUAUGAAACAGAGUGUAUAAUGGAGUUUUGUCAUAAAGGCUCCCAAAUAAAAAAUGCAGGAGUGUGUGGGGCUUCUUUUUUUACCUCAACUGUGUUUCAGUCAUAUUAUUAAAUUCCUCAUAAGUUGGGAUUCUGUUUUUGAUUCAAAUUAAUUAUUAAUCAUUUCUGUAUAGACUAAAUACUUAUGCACUAAAAAUUAUUGAAUUCAGAAAAAAAAGUUAGAUUGUGUUUAAUAAUAUUAAGUUGCUUGAUUAUUUACAUUAACUAAAAAAAAGAAGAAAAAUAGCUCAUUGAUAUAAAAAGAAAAAGAAAGGUAUUUAUAAUAGUACAAAGGCUUAAACCUUUGAUGGUGUAAAAUUGCAAACAGGGAAAUACUUUACAACUUGAAUAUGCUUAUUGAAGUGAUAUCAAAUUAAACAGCUUUUGCCAAAUAGCAAGUUUGUUUUUCUGUAGUAAAAUUUACCAUUUUUGUAGGGUUUAAAGUCCAUUGUUUAAUUCAUUUAUACCAGGUUUUAAUUGAGUCCUUCUAUCAAUGCAUGUUGAAAGUAUUUUCUUAUUCUUUGAUUAAUAUUGUUUAUUGAGGUUUGUCUAAUAAAAUGAUUCUUUU